CUCGUCACUUCCAGACCUCACAGCAGAAAGAUUUCCACUCACAGUCGUACAAACUUUAAACUCCUUGAUAACAUGUCGACAUACUGGCUUCAUAUCAUGUCAUCCGGGUAGCAUCUUUACCUGUUUCGGAAUGGUAUCUUCCUCCAGGUCAAAGGUGAUGGCGGAGGCAGAUGCUAGUCUGGAGUGUAUUGUGAAGUUGGGAGGGAGUGCCGUCACUGACAAGAGCACACUUGAAACACCUCGGCUGGACGCCAUCAGGGCUGCUGCAGAUAUCAUCUCACAAGUUAGGGGGCGCUGCAUUGUCGUCCAUGGAGCUGGGUCUUUCGGACAUUUCCAGGCAAGGGAACACGGCGUGGUGUGGGGGUACCGUGACAAGGAGACGGACACAGAGGUUCAGACUGUGAAACUAGGCUUCUGCAGAACACGACAGUCUGUUACUAAGCUUUUACACAUCAUAACAGAAGAGUUUGUCCGACUUGGCAUCCCCGCAGUUGGCGUGUCACCCUUGUCAUCAUGGGUUACGGAUGACGCGUCUGUAGUGAAGGCAGACACUGACAACAUCCGGGAUAUGCUCCUGGAGGGGUUCCUUCCCGUCAUGCACGGCGAUGCUGUCCUAGAUCGGAAACGAGGCUGCACCAUCCUAAGUGGUGACACCAUCAUCAAGCACCUGUGUAGUGUGUUCCGCCCCCCGCGGGUCGUGUUUCUAACCGAUGUGCCCGGGAUCUAUGACAGACCUCCCGAACAACCAGGUGCUCAACUUAUACCUGAAAUUCAAGUUGAUCGAGAUAGAAAACUACAUGUCUCCAUAGCAACGUCUUCACAAGCACAUGACGUCACUGGGGGAAUAGCUUUAAAACUCAAGUCUGCCAUUGACAUUGUGACGGAGAGCAACGGCCACACAUGCGUCAUGGUCUGUGGUAUCCAAUCACAGGCUGCGGUACGAGCAUGCGUGGAAGGACAACUCCCACAAGGCACUGGGACAAUUGUUCAGCUGAACAUAAGCAAACAUCCGGAUGAAGUUACGUAGCACUUUCCAUCUACUUUGAUAAAUUC
Molecule: messenger RNA, 1053 nt
Organism: Branchiostoma floridae (Florida lancelet)
Lineage: Eukaryota; Metazoa; Chordata; Leptocardii; Amphioxiformes; Branchiostomatidae
Product: isopentenyl phosphate kinase-like
Exons: 7
Coding region: 131-1027 (298 amino acids)
Cellular component (GO): cytosol
Molecular function (GO): kinase activity
Source: RefSeq, a predicted model, not a curated record